Molecule: messenger RNA, 1052 nt
Organism: Helianthus annuus (common sunflower)
Lineage: Eukaryota; Viridiplantae; Streptophyta; Magnoliopsida; Asterales; Asteraceae
Product: pleiotropic drug resistance protein 1
Exons: 5
Coding region: 1-921 (306 amino acids)
Cellular component (GO): membrane
Molecular function (GO): ABC-type transporter activity
Source: RefSeq, a predicted model, not a curated record
AUGAAUAAGGUUUGGGACACGUGUCGUGUUGUGGUGCAACCUCACUUGAUUUUUGGCGGGAAAAUCCUAGAUCUCUCAAACGCAUCAUUCUUUCUCAUUAUUCAAUGCAUCGCUUGUUUAUGGAAACAACGGUUGUCGUACUGGCGAAACCCGCCAUACACGGCGGUCCGAUUUGCGUUCACUACCUUCAUUGGUGUUAUGUUCGGUACCAUGUUUUGGGAUCUCGGCAGUAAAAAGACAACGCAACGGGAUUUGAAUAAUGCGAUGGGGUCCAUGUAUGCGGCGGUGUUGUUUCUCAGUAUCCAAAACGCGUCAGCUGUGCAACCGGUUGUAGAUGUUGAACGCACCGUGUUUUAUAGAGAACGAGCUGCUGGAAUGUAUUCUGCACUGCCGUACGCCUUUGCUCAGAUUUUGGUCGAAAUUCCGUACAUUUUUUCACAAACAAUAGUAUACAGUGUCAUAGUGUACGCCAUGAUCGGAUUCGAUUGGACAGUGGCGAAAUUCUGCUGGUACGUUUUCUUCCAGUUUUGUAGUCUACUCUACAUGACGUAUUAUGGCAUGAUGACCGUCGCCAUUACACCAAACGCCAACAUUGCUGCCAUCAUUGCCGCCUCAUUUUAUGGAAUCUUCAAUCUCUUCUCGGGCUUCAUCAUUCCACGACCCAGGAUUCCGGUCUGGUGGAGAUGGUACUAUUGGGGCAACCCACUGGCUUGGACCAUCUAUGGUAUGGUUGCAUCACAAUUCGGAGAUUUUGAUGACGUGCUCACAAGUGAGGAGACCGUGAAAGGGUACUUGGACCGGUAUUAUGGUUACAAACAUAGUUUCCUUGGCCCGGUUGCAGGGGUGCAUGUCGGGCUAAUUUUGUUUUUCGGGUUCAUCUUCGCUUACUGCAUUCGGGCCUUCAAUUUCCAGAAGAGAUAAGCAAGUAUACCGGAUGGUGUUUUCAUUUUUUUUUUUUUUAAAUAAAUAAGUUUGUGAUGUAAACGAUUUUUUUGAAUGAGAUGGUUGUAAAAUGUAUUUAUUAAAUUUGUAAACUUUUGAGUUGUAUCUAA